AUGCCGCCACUUUGUACUUUUUGCAUCGAGGUGUUUCCCAGCAGAAGUGAUGAGAUCCACUCCUCCAGGCGGAGGACGGGUCCAGCUGCUGGUGGGACCGGCCCUCAGCCCGUCUCUGCCUCGCAGGCCGGCGCCGGCGCCGGCACCGGUACCGGUACCGGGUCUCCUCAGAGCUCCUCGCUGCCGCUGCACUACGUCCACGUGAGGGGUCUUCCGUUCCGAGUGUCUGCAGACGACAUCGUGGCGUUCUUCUCUCCUCUGAUCGUGGCCAAGAUCCUGCUGGAAUGUGCUCCCGACGGGAGGCCGAACGGAGAGGCCGACGUCUUCUUCAGCCGCCACCAGGACGCAGUGGCCGCCAUGUCCAGAGACAGAGAGUACAUAGGAAACCGAUACGUCGAGUUAUUCCUGAACUCUGCACGGAACUGUGAUGGAAGGUGAAGGCUCCAGACCCGCUGCCACCAACACAGGGCGACUGUAUUUAUUACAAGGAGCUUCAAUAAACUGCUGCCACCAGAGAAACA
This is a messenger RNA of Betta splendens (Siamese fighting fish), 521 nucleotides long. RefSeq names its product heterogeneous nuclear ribonucleoprotein H-like. Bases 1 to 438 code for a protein of 145 amino acids. The record is from RefSeq and is a predicted model, not a curated record. Lineage: Eukaryota; Metazoa; Chordata; Actinopteri; Anabantiformes; Osphronemidae. The transcript is spliced from 6 exons. Gene Ontology annotation, molecular function: RNA binding. Gene Ontology annotation, cellular component: nucleoplasm; ribonucleoprotein complex. Gene Ontology annotation, biological process: regulation of RNA splicing.